Equus quagga is the source of this 796-nucleotide messenger RNA. RefSeq names its product dihydrofolate reductase (gene DHFR). Gene Ontology annotation, molecular function: NADP binding; dihydrofolate reductase activity. The record is from RefSeq and is a predicted model, not a curated record. The coding region runs from base 57 to 620 and encodes 187 amino acids. The transcript is spliced from 6 exons. Lineage: Eukaryota; Metazoa; Chordata; Mammalia; Perissodactyla; Equidae. Gene Ontology annotation, biological process: dihydrofolate metabolic process; glycine biosynthetic process; tetrahydrofolate biosynthetic process. Gene Ontology annotation, cellular component: mitochondrion.
CUUGACCGGGAAUCCAGGUGUAGCGAGCGAGCUCGAAAGUGUUUGCUGCCGCUGUCAUGGUUCGUCCGCUAAAUUGCAUCGUCGCCGUGUCGCAGAAUAUGGGCAUCGGCAAGAAUGGGGACCUGCCGUGGCCCCCACUCAGGAAUGAAUUCAAGUAUUUCCAAAGAAUGACCACAGCCUCUUCAGUAGAAGGUAAGCAGAAUUUGGUGAUUAUGGGUAGGAAGACCUGGUUCUCCAUCCCUGAGAAGAAUCGGCCGUUAAAGGACAGAAUUAAUUUAGUUCUCAGUAGAGAACUCAAGGAACCUCCACAAGGAGCUCAUUUUCUUGCCAAAAGUUUGGAUGAUGCCUUAUCACUUCUUGAGCAACCAGAAUUAGCAAAUAAAGUGGACAUGGUUUGGAUAGUGGGAGGCAGUUCUGUUUAUAAGGAAGCCAUGAACAAGCCAGGCCAUCUUAGACUGUUUGUGACAAGGAUCAUGCAGGAAUUUGAAAGUGACACAUUUUUUCCAGAAAUUGAUUUUGAAAAAUAUAAACUUCUCCCAGAAUACCCAGGUGUUCUUUCUGAUAUCCAGGAGGAAAAAGGCAUUAAGUACAAAUUUGAAGUAUAUGAAAAGAAUGAUUAAUGUGAAGAUGUUUUCUGAUUAUUUCAAGUUGUUCCUCCUCCCAUCCAAAAAAUUAUGUAUCUUUUUUUUUUUGAAAGAUUGGCACCUGAGCUAACAACUGUUGCCCAUCUUCUUUUUUUUUUCUCCCCAAAGCCCCCCAGUACAUAGUUGUAUGCCUUAGUUGUGUGUCCUUCUAG